Messenger RNA from Penicillium brevicompactum, 2793 nucleotides. RefSeq lists its product as uncharacterized. The record is from RefSeq and is a predicted model, not a curated record. NCBI's taxonomy places the organism in Eukaryota, Fungi, Ascomycota, Eurotiomycetes, Eurotiales, Aspergillaceae. The coding region runs from base 1 to 2793 and encodes 930 amino acids. Gene Ontology annotation, molecular function: oxidoreductase activity; NAD binding; NADP binding. The transcript has 6 exons.
AUGGCUUCUAAACCCAAUGUUGCCUUCAUUGGGCUAGGUGCUAUGGGAAUUGGGAUGGCGAUACACCUGCUCAGUGACGGUUUCGCUGUGACAGGAUUCGACGUCAAUCCCAUGGCCCUUGAGAGACUGCUCGCCAUGGGUGGUGCUGCUGCUUCUAGUCCAAAAGAAUGCGUCCGAGACGCAUCAUUCGUCAUUUGCAUGGUUGCAAAUUCUACGCAGACUGAGGACGCAUUUUUCGCCGACUCAACGGGCGCAGUACUUGGCCUGACACAGAACGCGAUUGUCAUUUUGUGCUCAACUGUUGCUCCGGGAUUCCCGGUCAAACUUUUGAAUCGUAUUAAACAAGAAUUCCAAAGACCAGACAUUCAGUUACUGGAUUGUCCUGUCUCUGGUGGAACCAUUCGUGCGGGCCAAGGAAUGUUGACCAUCCUGUCAUCGGGCCGAACGGAUGUUUUGAAGACCGCCCAACCAAUCUUGAAGUCAAUGAGUGAAAAUUUAUAUGACAUCGAGGGCGGGCUGGGUAGUGCAAAUAAGGUCAAACUCAUCAAUCAGCACCUUGCUGGUGUUCAUAUCGCGGUUUCUGCAGAGGCAAUGGGGCUAGCUGCAACAUUGGGGGUGAGUACGAAAGAAUUCUAUGAGACUGUUCUCAAAGGUCCAGCGUGGAGUUGGAUGUUUGAAAACCGUGUACCUCAUAUGCUCUCCAAUGACUGGACACCGCACUCUGCUAUCAGCAUCUUCGUCAAGGAUAUGCGAAUUGUGACCUCGGAGGGCCUCAUUCAAGAUUUUCCUCUCUAUAUUGCAUCGGCGACGGAACGACUUUAUCAAUAUGCCGCAAGCAUGGGAUAUGAAAAGGACGACGAUGCAAGUCUAGUUCGAAUUUUUCUAGCACAAACCCCAUCUCUGGUUUCGGAAGCGACAACGAACCAGAAUCCCGAUAGUUCGCGGCUAUAUGAGUUGUUAUGUCGGCUACUUGAGACUGUUCAUACAUUAGCAGCAGUUGAGGCUCUAGCGCUCGGAAAUAAACUCGGCAUUUCCAGCGCCACCCUCGCACCGAUCAUUUCAAAUGCCGCAGGUGCUAGCGACUCUUUCAGAAAGAUUGCGCCGAGGAUCGUUGCUGGUGAUUUUUCAUCGGGAUAUACAAUUACUCAGACCCGGGACAUGUUGAAAGAAGUGAUGACCCUUGCCCAGACGCAUAACUAUCCCCUGCAACUCGCAGCUACCACAUUUCAGCUUUUACAACAGGCUGUGACUUAUGGCCUGGGUGGGGAGGGCCAAACAGCACUCCUCAAGCUGUGGACAACAUCUGACCUUUCCGCCGAACCCUUGCAUAUCACCAAAUAUGACUCAAUUCCGCUUUCUGAAUUGAAUUUAAGUCCGCCUCAAUCUAAAGAAAAUACCGAAGGCCUUAUGUGCAGUAUUCGGAGCCAUUUGCGAGCCGAGAAUAAUUGCAAGCUAGUUGUUCUUGAUGAUGAUCCAACUGGAACACAGACAUGCCACGAUAUUCAUGUUCUCACUAUGUGGGAUGUCGAUCUUCUGGCCUCGGAGUUUCGAUCACACAAAACCCGAGCUCUAGUCAAGGAAAUACUGCGAAAUGUCUCCCAGGCAGCUGAUACAACUGGUCAAAAGUUUGAAGUUGUCCUUCGAGGAGACUCCACACUGCGUGGCCAUUUUCUGGAAGAGGUCGAGUCAUACAUUGAUACAAUCGGAUCUCCAGAUGCAUGGAUUCUGGCCCCGUUCUUCGGGCCGGGUGCUCGAUACACUAUCAACGAUGUGCAGUAUGUUGGUGACCAAGGCAUCUUGUUUCCAGCUGCAAACACACCAUAUGCCAAAGAUAGAACCUUUGGCUACAAAUCCUCCAACCUCAGAGAGUGGGUUCGUGAAAAGGCAGGAUCACGAUUUUCUAGCAAAGAUAUACUCUCUGCAGGGGGAACUGCUGCAAUCGAGCGAAAGUUGCUCAUGAUACCCAAAGGUGGGAUCCUCAUCGUUAAUGCAAUCCAGGUGGAAGACAUGUUUAAGUUCAGCUUGGAUUUGUUGGAAGUGCGCAAGAAGCAUCAGCUACGAUUUGCGUAUCGAACGGGGGCGAGCUUUGUGUCCAGUCGCCUCGGUAUUUCGGAGAAGCCAGUAAUUGUACCGAGCGAAAUCUCAGCCUCCGAAGUGAGACGCACAGGAGGACUUAUUGUGGCGGGAUCCUAUGUUCCCAAGUCUACCAAACAAAUCCAGUCGUUGAUUCAAAGGUCAGGCGAUAAUCUGACUACCCUCGUUGUGGAAGUGCCCGCCCUGUUGAGCGAGCUCCAAAAAUAUUCCGACAUCCCAGCAAUGCUUCGUCAAUCAAUCUUGUUGAAAGGAAUUGUGGCUCAGGCUUCUGAAGAUCUACUUGGUGGCAAAGAUGUGUUGGUCAUGACCAGUCGCGAUCUUGUGACUCUGGAUUCCAGCAAUAUUUGGUCAUCUAAAACAUCAAAAGAAAUCACGAACCUGGACAUCAACAACAUAGCCGCAAAUGCGCUGGUUCAUGUUGUGCGGCAUUUGAAAGUUUGCCCUCGGUACCUGUUAGCCAAAGGGGGUGUGACUUCCUCCGAUGCGGCCACAGCCGGUAUAGCCAUCAAGCGUGCGACAAUACUGGGGCAAGCUGCGCCUGGAGUUCCGGUUUGGUGGUGCAAGAGAGAGGAGGACCUCAAAAACCUGGAUCAGGGAGGGAGGGAGGUUAAGCUGACUGGACUGCCAUUGAUUAUUUUCCCUGGCAACGUUGGAGAUGAAGAUGCCUUGGCUGACUUGGUUGAAAACUGGGCAGCAUGA